This is a messenger RNA of Pseudocercospora fijiensis CIRAD86, 1269 nucleotides long. RefSeq lists its product as uncharacterized. Gene Ontology annotation, biological process: NAD+ metabolic process; NADP+ biosynthetic process. The transcript has 2 exons. NCBI's taxonomy places the organism in Eukaryota, Fungi, Ascomycota, Dothideomycetes, Mycosphaerellales, Mycosphaerellaceae. The coding region runs from base 1 to 1212 and encodes 403 amino acids. Gene Ontology annotation, molecular function: NAD+ kinase activity. The record is from RefSeq and is a predicted model, not a curated record.
AUGCUUCACAGCGUCUGCAGCUCGAUGCGAGUCACAGAGACCAAGAGUCACGAUCUGCUGGCCCUGGCAUGGCCGUCGCCUCCUCGAAACGUGCUGGUCGUCCGGAAGGAUCAUGACUCCGAGGUCCACAAGGCACUGAUAGACUAUGCAAACCACAUCAACGACGUCUAUCCAGACACGAAUUUGAUCUUCGAGCCAUAUGUAGCUCACAGUAUUCACGAGCAGCUUGGCUUCCCCGUCUACGCCACGAACGGCGAAGGCAACUCGGCGUAUGAGAAGCAUGUUGAUCUCACCACUACUCUCGGAGGCGAUGGCACAAUCCUGCAUGCCGCCUCUCUUUUUGCUACGGCAACAAGUGUGCCUCCUGUGCUCUCGUUCUCCAUGGGCACGCUAGGCUUCCUGGGCGAGUGGAACUUCAACGAAUUCAAACGUGCCGUCCGGGAAGUGUUCAUGUCUGGAGCCCCGAUAUCACUGCCUCCCAAAAGCACAGAUGAGCCAGAGCAGCAAGAGAGGUCUCAGGCCUGGAUGAAAAUCCGAGGCAAAUCGAUGGGCUCCUCUCGAAACUCCCGAAUCCUGCUUCGCAAUCGACUCAGGAUAGGCAUUUUCGACUCGGAUGGAACACGAUUACCACACGAACCGCCGUUUGCGCAUGCAGACAACCGGGGUGAGGGCAUAUUCGCUUUGAAUGAAGUCCUGCUACAUCGAGGAGCCCUGCCUCAUUUGGCCCACAUCACGAUACUCAUUGGCUCGCCCCCUCAUCAAAAGAUCUUGACGACAGCAAUUGCAGACGGCUUCCUGGUUUCGACUCCGACAGGCUCUACAGCUUACAGCUUAUCAAGCGGCGGGAGCAUCGUGCAUCCAUUGGUGUCUUCGAUUCUUCUCACGCCUAUCUGUCCUCGCUCGCUUUCGUUUCGGCCUCUGGUACUUCCAGCAAACACCCCUAUAACACUCAGGAUUGAAGCUGCAAACCGUGGUAAGGAGAUCGAAGUCUCUGUUGACGGUGUCAGACGGCAGGAAGGGUUGAGGACAGGAAUGGAGGUCCGUGUCGUUGGUGAAGAGGUUCGCUCUCCUGGUGCACCUGGAGCACGAGAUUGGAUCCGUGGUGUGCCGAGUAUAGUACGCUCAGGUGGCGAUGCAGACGGUGAUGAUCAUUGGGUCGGCGGCUUGAACUCCUUGCUAAAGUUCAACUACCCGUUUGGAGACAAUGGUUGACGUGAAUAUAGAGCUAUAGAAAAUUAAGAUGCUCGAUGGCGCGAGACGUCAUGGUAC